ACGUCAGGUCUGUUGCUGCAGGAUGAAGAUGGAGUUUGAGUAAAAUGAUUAUGUGACAGUGAAUGUGAGAAAUUUCAGUGAGCAGACAUGAAGAAAGUGUUUGUAACUGUCGGUACAACGAGCUUUGAUGAGCUCAUUGAAACUAUAACGUCCGCUGAAGCCGCUCAGGCUUUAAAGGCUCGAGGAUAUGAUUGUUUGGUUGUUCAGGUUGGAAGAGGAGCUCUUCUCCCAGAUGCCGACAGCUGUCCACACAUCAGACUGGAGGCUUUUCGAUAUAAAAACUCUCUAGCAGAGGACAUCAAGCAGGCUGACCUCAUCAUCAGCCAUGCAGGGGCAGGAAGCUGUUUGGAGGCUCUCGGUGCAGGCAAGCCUCUGCUGGUUGUUGUCAAUGACAAGCUAAUGAACAACCACCAACUGGAGCUGGCUAAACAGCUGCACAUCGACUCCCACUUGUUGUACUGCACAUGCAGCACUCUGACAGAGACACUGAGGACCAUGGACCUCUCUGUUCUCCGGCCCUUCUUACCUGGACAGCCGCAGAACUUUGCCAACUUUCUAGACAAAGCUCUCGGUAUUAAAUGAAACUUCAUUCUGCAUUCCGCUUAUUUUCUGUUACACUGAAGUGUGAUGAUUUGUACAGAAAUAUAUCAGAAAUGUUGUCAUAGAUUAUGACUGUAUAGUACACAACUGACACUGCUGGGUGUUUGAUAUUUUUAUAUGCAAUAAUAAUAUAUGUCUAAUUUCAAA
Amphiprion ocellaris (clown anemonefish) is the source of this 747-nucleotide messenger RNA. Its product is annotated as ALG13 UDP-N-acetylglucosaminyltransferase subunit. The transcript is spliced from 4 exons. Gene Ontology annotation, molecular function: hexosyltransferase activity. Lineage: Eukaryota; Metazoa; Chordata; Actinopteri; Pomacentridae. Bases 88 to 582 code for a protein of 164 amino acids. Gene Ontology annotation, biological process: dolichol-linked oligosaccharide biosynthetic process. The record is from RefSeq and is a predicted model, not a curated record.